GCAUAUUUUACAGGGAUAUCUGUGGUCAGCUGCAUUUAGUGUGAGGUCCUUAGACCCUGGUGUCAUUGCUGAAUGACCGAAGAUGUCUCAUAGCAGGUUGUUUGCCAAGCUGCUUUUGCAGCAGAGUGGAGUCAGACACUGCUAUACAGGAUCCAGAAAGAACCUCUACAUCUCCAAGGACACAAAGGUCAUCUGUCAGGGUUUCACAGGGAAGCAGGGCACGUUUCACAGUCAGCAGGCUCUUGAUUAUGGGUCCAAGUUAGUUGGAGGCGUUUCACCCGGUAAGGGCGGCAAGACGCACCUCGGCCUUCCGGUUUUUAACUCGGUCAAAGAGGCGAAGGAGGGCACAGGGGCAGAUGCCACUGUCAUCUAUGUCCCUCCCCCGUUUGCGGCAGCAGCCAUCAUCGAGGCCAUCGACGCAGAGAUCCCUCUGGCUGUGUGCAUCACCGAGGGUAUCCCCCAGCAGGACAUGGUGAGAGUCAAACACAAACUGCUGCGCCAGAACACCACCCGCCUGGUGGGCCCCAACUGCCCCGGAGUGAUCAACCCUGGGGAAUGCAAGAUUGGCAUCAUGCCAGGGCACAUUCACAAAAAAGGACGCAUCGGCAUUGUUUCUAGAUCGGGCACUUUGACGUAUGAAGCUGUGCACCAAACUACACAAGUGGGCCUGGGCCAGUCGCUCUGUGUGGGUAUUGGCGGCGAUCCCUUUAAUGGGACGAACUUCAUAGACUGUCUGGAGGUGUUUCUGCAAGAUCCAAAGACGGAGGGAAUCAUCCUUAUCGGAGAGAUCGGAGGGAAUGCAGAGGAAAACGCGGCUGAGUAUUUGAAACAGCACAACUCUGGUGCUAAGGCAAAGCCCGUGGUGUCCUUCAUUGCGGGGCUGACGGCUCCUCCUGGCCGUAGGAUGGGCCAUGCCGGCGCCAUCAUCGCCGGUGGGAAGGGCGGAGCCAAAGAGAAGAUCGCCGCCCUUCAGUCUGCCGGAGUUGUCGUCAGCAUGUCCCCGGCUCAACUGGGCAGCACCAUGUACAAGGAGUUCGAGAAGAGGAAGAUGUUGUAGGAUGUGUGAGACAGCUGACCUUUGACCCUCUUCCCUCCACCGCCUGCUACGUGAAGUGAUUCUGGAGGUGGACGUGCCCUACAGGAUCUGUAAACCCUGAUAAUUUCAUCAAAGAUGCGCACAUCCAGUGUUUAUAUUGUAAUUUCAGCCAUGAACUUGUACCUUGCACAUAAUGGAAAAGAAAAUAAAACAGUAGUGUCUUAAUGGCUUUCAUAAAGAUCUCAUUGUACACCCUUUAA
Oryzias latipes (Japanese medaka) is the source of this 1296-nucleotide messenger RNA. Its product is annotated as succinate-CoA ligase GDP/ADP-forming subunit alph. The record is from RefSeq and is a predicted model, not a curated record. NCBI's taxonomy places the organism in Eukaryota, Metazoa, Chordata, Actinopteri, Beloniformes, Adrianichthyidae. Gene Ontology annotation, biological process: tricarboxylic acid cycle. Gene Ontology annotation, molecular function: succinate-CoA ligase (GDP-forming) activity; succinate-CoA ligase (ADP-forming) activity. Gene Ontology annotation, cellular component: succinate-CoA ligase complex (ADP-forming); mitochondrion.